UUAACAACCAUCAAAUACAUACAAGACAACAGAAAUAUUUUUGUACAGAAAUGUGGUUAAGUUUUAGCAUUGCGUUAAUUGUUGCUGUAAUUCUUUUAUAUUGGAUCUUGAAAUUCCAUUAUAAGCACUGGGAACGAAAAAAAAUUUUCUCUCCUCGUCCAAGUUUAUUUUAUGGAAAUACUAGUGGAAAGGGCCAUUUCUGGGACAUAAAAAUUUUAUAUGAAACUUUUAAGCACAAAAAACCAUUUUUUGGAUUUUUUUUUUAUAUAAAACCAAUGUUAAUGAUAACAGACUUAGACUUAGUAAAAAAUAUUCUUAUUAAAGAUUUUCAAUAUUUUCAAAAUCGUGGAAGUUUUAGUAAUCCAAAAGCAGAUCCCCUAACAGGUCAUUUAAUAAACUUGGAAGAUGAAUAUUGGAGAAAUUUGCGAUCAAAAUUAACUCCUGUGUUUUCAUCAGGCAAAAUGAAAUAUAUGUUUUCUUCGGUUAGGACUAUUGGCGAUCGUUUAGUUGAAGUUCUUAAUGAUUCAAUUAGGGAAAAUGGUAAUCAAACGUUGGAAAUUGAAAUUAAAAGUUUAAUGUCACGGUUUACUAUUGAUGUAAUUGGAACAACAGCUUUUGGUAUUGAUUGUAAUACUCUGAAAGAUCCCAAUUCAGAAUUCAAUAAAAUUGGAAAUGAUAUAUUUGCAAAUGGAAGGGGAAAAAUAUCUUUGUUUUUUAUACGUUUAAAUUUAUUUAAUUUAUCUAAAAUCCUUAAUUUACGUAUUAAUGAAAAGUAUAUAAUAGAUUUCUUUAAAAAUCUAGUUGAACAAACUAUUAAGUACCGUGAAGAAAAUAAUGUAACGCGAAAAGAUUUUAUGGAUUUGCUAAUCGAUUUGAAAAACUCACCAAAUGGAUUAACUUUUAAUGACGUUUUAGCACAAUGUUUUGUUUUUUUCGCUGCUGGAUAUGAAACGUCAUCUUCUACUAUGACAUUUACAUUAUAUGAACUAGCACAAAAUUUAUCCAUACAAACAAAAGUUCGAAAUGAAAUUAAUUCUAUAUUAGCUAAAUAUAAUGGCGAAAUAUCAUACGAAGCAUUAUCUGAAAUGAUAUAUUUGGAUCAGGUCAUGAACGAAUCUUUACGUUUGCAUACUCCUGCACCAGCAGUUUUCCGAGUGGCAAACCAAGACUACAAAGUUCCUAAUACAAAUUUUGUAAUAGAAAAAGGAACGAAAAUUCUCAUACCAUACGGCGAAUUUCAUGCUGAUCCAGAAUAUUUUCCAGAACCGAAGAUUUUUGAUCCAGAACGUUUUAAUGCAGAUAAUUCAAAGAAACGGCAUUCUAUGGCAUAUUUACCAUUUGGCGAUGGACCAAGAAGUUGUAUUGGAAUGCGAUUUGGUAAAAUGGAAAGUAAAAUCGGUAUUGUCCUUCUUCUUCAAAAUUUCAAAUUCUCAAACAGUGCAAAAACGAAAAUACCAAUUGAAAAAUGUUGGAAUUCACCAGCUGUGCUACAACCUGUUGAAUUAUCGUUAAAAAUUGAAUCUACUGUGGUUAAAAAUUAAAAGUUCACGUUUAAUGUUUUGUAAUUAUAAUAUUAUGUAACGUAAUUACAAAUAAAUCAUUGCAUAAAUGUUAU
Messenger RNA from Condylostylus longicornis, 1615 nucleotides. RefSeq names its product probable cytochrome P450 6a14. Lineage: Eukaryota; Metazoa; Arthropoda; Insecta; Diptera; Dolichopodidae. Gene Ontology annotation, molecular function: iron ion binding; oxidoreductase activity, acting on paired donors, with incorporation or reduction of molecular oxygen; heme binding. The record is from RefSeq and is a predicted model, not a curated record. The transcript has 2 exons. Bases 51 to 1541 code for a protein of 496 amino acids.